AUGAUGACAACUAGAAUCAUUGAAAGUACAAUAGCAACUGUAUUUAAUCAAACAUCAAAUACUGUUUGUAGCGGUUGGUUUGAUAUCGAUGGAACCUGGAAUAAUGGUUUUCCAUGUCCAACUGAAAAUUUUAUUCAAUAUUUUUGUUGUGGUACAGAUACUUAUCGUUAUUGUUGUUCACCUGAUCGUUAUUUAUUUGAAACAAAGUUUGAUACGGAUGUUAAGUAUUCUCCAAUUUAUCAUAAUAUUUUAACUAGUGAAAUAAGUUUAGCAUUACUUAACAAUCGACAAUUAAUAAAUAAACAAUUUGAACAAUUUCAAAGAUAUUUUUUUCCUGUUUUUUUACUUUCAUCAACAGUUCUUUUUCUUAUUGGUAUUGCUCUAUGGUUUUGGUUAUACAAACAUAAAGCAUUCUAUUCAUUAGAUCAAGAUGAUCUCAUUGAAUUACGAACAAUACAACAAAAUUCAAGGCAUUCAAUAUCAACAAUAAAAGAUACUGAUAACCAUACUAUACAACAAAAAUCUCAAUCAUUAUUAUAUCCAAUAACUGAAGUGUAA
Adineta steineri is the source of this 558-nucleotide messenger RNA. NCBI's taxonomy places the organism in Eukaryota, Metazoa, Rotifera, Eurotatoria, Adinetida, Adinetidae. The record is from the annotation of a GenBank genome assembly.